GUUUUAUUCGCUACCGGGAGAGUGUACGUAGUUUUAUCGUAGCCGUGGACCUCGGGUUGCCUUAUUUAUUGUGCCUUCGUCAUGAAACGCAGUGAAGGACAUAAGGACAAUCUCUGUGGCUGUGGGGGAGUUCUGAAGCCGAUAUCCAGAAGACUGUCAGCUUCGAACGCUCCGUUCAAAUCGGCGUUAGAGGCAUUCCAGCAUGUCCGGGACAACAUGGAGGAACUGAACGGCAGUGCUGGAGCCAAGGAGACGGACCUUCUGUUCCUGCGAACCUUGCUGGACAGUCCUGUGGUGAAGAGCCUGGUCCAGGUCCAAGAUCAACUUGAAGUGCCUCAUAAGCUUGCACCGGAUCCUGUGGGAAGCGGUAGUCUAAAUUUAGCAAAUGAAUUACAGAGAUCUUGCCAGAUAGUACAUAGUCAAGAAGCUCAGGAGCUAGAUAGGAUAUUCCACAAACCCCACUUUAAGGCUCUAUUAGAAACACAUGACACAAUAGCUGAAAAAAGUUACAACGGGCACGAAUCAAACAACAGAGUAAGAGAGAGCAGAAGCAACAGCAAACCAGAGAUGAAUACUCAACCUAUCAGGAUAGUUGGACUGCGAAAAAUACCUAAUGAACCUCUGGGAUUCACUGUGCAAGUGGAUGAAAACGGUAACCUGGUGGUAGCCAGAGUGCUGGCAGGUGGGGUCAUAGAGCGGCAAGGACUUCUUCAUCCUGGAGAUGUGAUACUGGAAGUCAACAGUGUAAACGUCAGCUCUCCUGAUGAGCUCCAGUUCGAGGUCAACAAAGCCAAAGAGAACGUCACACUCAGGAUAGCACCCAAUACUGACAACUUGCCAUCAUUGAAAACUCACCAGUGCUACAUGCGAGCGUUGUUUGACUAUGAACCGAAGGAUGACUCAUUGCUGCCUUGUCGAGAAAUCGGACUGCCAUUCAAGCACGGUGAUAUUCUACAAAUUGUGAACCAGAAGGACCCCAACUGGUGGCAGGCGAAGCUGGUAGGACAGGAUGGGCCAGCCGGGCUGAUACCUUCCCAGGAGCUGGAGGAGCGGAGGAAAGCUUUUGUCAAGCCCGAAGCCGACUAUGUACACAAGAUCAGCAUUUGUGGAACCAGGAUAUCGAAGAAGAAACGAAAGCAGAUGUACGAGUCGAAGUCCAACAGUGACUUUGACAAGGCUGAGCUGUUGUUGUACGAGGAAGUAACGAGGAUGCCACCCUUCAAGAGGAGGACUCUUGCUCUAAUUGGAACCCAUGGAGUCGGUAGACGGACACUCAAGAAUAGACUCAUCAACAGUGACCCGAACAAGUUUGGGGCUGUCAUUCCUAUGACUUCACGGCCUCAGAGAGAGUUGGAGGACAAUGGAGUCAACUACUGGUUCAGCGACAGAGAGAGCAUGGAGAGUGGGAUACGUGAACAUCAGUUUCUGGAGUAUGGAGAACACAACGGACAUCUCUACGGAACAACCUUGGAAUCAAUUCGGGACGUGAUCCAUCAGGGCAAGAUGUGCAUUUUGGACUGUGGACCUCCGGCCCUGAAGAUUCUUCACAAUUCAUCAGAAUUCAUGCCCUAUGUUAUUUUCAUCGCAGCGCCUGGCCUAGAGCUGUUGAAACAGUUGUACAACUUCAAUCGUUCCACUGGCACGUCUUCCCGCAACCUCACUUUUGAUAGGCAGAGCUCCAUCAGGUACAGCUCGCGUCGUGCCCGUACCCUCGAGUCUCUGGCCUCUCUGUACGAGGAGGAUGACCUGCGCCGCACGGUGGAGGACAGCUGCUCGUUGCAGCGCGCGUACGAGAAGUACAUUGAUCUGGUGAUUGUCAACGAGGACUUUGACGAGACAUUCCGCCGCGUUGUGGAGGCCUUGGACGCUCUUAGCACCGAGCACCAGUGGGUCCCUGUCAACUGGGUUUACUGAUACAACGGGUAGUGCUACCCACUCACCAUCACUGCCGCACUGUAUAUAUAUCAGCUGCGUAGGCUUGCGUAACUUAGUAUUCACCUUUUGUAAGAACAAACUAUACACGUACAGUAUAUUUCUAGAAACAAAGUCUUGACUGUGAAUUUUCGCUAUUAUUGUUAUAUUUUGAGAGGGAAUAGUGCAGUAAAAAUGGAAUACCUCUGUUUGAGUUUGAACUAAAGGCUUUUUGAAUCUGCUUUGGAAGUUGAAAAAUGUAUUUUUUAAGAAUAUGCCUUACAAAGAUUUUGUAUUUUAAGGAAUGUAAAUGAUUAUACGAUGAAUACAAUAAUUAUGUAUAGGGGAUAAACUGUCACAAGCACAAAAAUAUGUAUAAUUGAGAAGUUCAAAUUUAUUUUUAAUUGUUAAACAAUGAGUAAUAGACCAAAUAAAUGGGAGAAAAUUGUCCAAGCUCAAUAAAAGACCAAAGGCAGCAAAUCCAAUUUAAUUAUAAUGUAAUAGCAAUUUUAAAAUAUUCUGUACCAGGUUAAUUCACUAGACCAGUCUUUCUGUAUUCCCAUAUUUGAAGUAUUAGAGAAUAUUAUUUACAGUUUGUCUCUAGUGAAUAUUAUUAGCCCUUUGAUGUGGUUGUUUUAGUGUGUACGGACACCCCAUGAAAGGACUUUUUUUAUAAAUCUAGCACACAAGGUUUAGUAAAGACUCUUAGCUAAUUUUGGUCAGAUCUUCAUGAUUGUUUCACCAAAAGACUCGUAAUGAAACUUACAACAAAUCUAUAAUAAAGUCUUUAUUAAAUAUCUUUUUGCUAGCUUAAAACUCUUUAUAACUUGUUUAAAAUUUAUCUUUUGUGAUCCAGGGGUCUUUUUUUCUUUUCCUAACUGUCAUUUUUACAACUUACAGCUGUAAGUAACAGCACAUUCUCAGCCACUUUCUAAAGAACAGCAGUUUCACUUAUGUAAAAUGUCAAAAACCAUGUCCCGGUGAAGUCUUGCAUCUGUUUAUUCACUCCACCAUAACUGCAAUAAGCUUAAAGAAACCUGUUUAGUAUUGUCAAUACUCACCAGGAUAAAACAACUAGAAAAAAAAUAGAAAAAUGUGUUUCUGAUUUUGUCUACAACAAUCUCGUUAUGCUUUGAGAUUGUAUCACAUAAAGGGCUGAUGACCCAUGUUAUAUGGCCAUUAAGCAUCAAACCACAUCAAGGGGUUUAUUUUAAAUUAUUCAGUAAUAAAAUGAAACUAAAUUUACUAAGAGGUUUACUGUUCACUAGCAUAUUUUAGUGAACUUGAUUGUUUUUAGUAUUUAAUUUCAAUUAAAGUACAUAGUUGUAUGAAAUGUAUUUAUUUAACUUUUGUCGUUAUUUCAAUAAUUUGUGAAAUAAUGUGAAUAUUUGUAAGUUGAUUUAAUUUUUUUUAAUUCUUUUGGCUCCUUAUUACCUUUUAUGUUUGAAUCUCAGUAUUUUGCUUUGAAUGAUUUUGCUAUUUUUAAUUUAGAAUGUAGUUUUGUUAUAUAAUUAAGAUUAUUAGUAUUAUAUAAAUUACUAACUGUAAUUUUACAUAACAUAGACAUAUAGUUGAAUGUUCAUAGAUCUAAAUCAUAAUUUUUGUUUUUAGUAUUUUUUAGAAGUUUUAUUAAUGUUUGAGUUAAUUGUUCCGUCCAUUAUAACAGCUGUGUAUUAUAUUAGCUGUGAAAGAAUAGUUUUUUACUGACUAUCAGUAUCUAAGUGGUAUUAAAUAUUUAACUUUGAGCUGUGUACAAUGUACGUUAUUAUUGAAAAAGUAAUUGUGCUCUACUAGACUCAUUUAAAACUCGCACGUUAAGUUCAAACUUUUAAAAGACGUCAACAUUGCUUACAUUAUUAUUAGCUGAGCGUUAGCGAAUUUAUUUUAAAAUUUUAUUUCUCUCUGUCUGUAUACCUGUCUUGCUGUUUAGACAAUAUUGUAAAAAGAAACCAACCAAUAAAUUGAAAUUUUGUAUGAAGAUUUUACAAAAUUUGCAACACCAAGUUUGAUGCUGUGUUGACACUCCAUAAGAUUUGGCUGAACGUUAGCGAAUAUUUUUACAUUUGUCUUAUGGAUCACUAUGAUGGCAACAAGAAAAAGCAGAAAUUGGUAAAAAAACUGAAUAUAAUUAUUUUAGAUUCAACAUGUGACUUUUAUUCAUAGAAUAAAGAGAAAAAAGUGGAAAGUCAAAAGUUGCAACAUAGUGACAAGAUUUUAUUUCAGCUCACUCUUGCGUUGUAGUACCUUCCUUAGCUCACCGGAACUUUAUUAUUUGAACAAUGCUAUGAAACCUAAUUUAACGAACAAAAAUGGGAAUGCAUUAUGUGGCAUGAUAUCUCGAGAAAGAUUUCAUCUGUCAACUUGAAAUUUUGUGUGAAACUUCCUUUAUAGAUGCACAAGACUGUAUUUUAUGAUAGUGUUUGUUCAACCAAGGAAUUGGGGCGAGUGUCAUUAUAACAUCACUCAGUCGAUUGAUUCAAUUUCUUUUUUGUCUGCUGGAGCAUGUAAAAUAUUCUUUUCUGUUAAUGCCUACAGGCAGGACAGGUCACCUUAUCUGUAUGCAGAACAUCUUGAGAAUGAAAUGAACUAUUUUGCAUGAAAUCUCAGUGAAGCCUGUUACACUUGGUGUGACUUACUUUUAACUUGUUUAUUGUAAACAGGCCCCGAAUGAUGUGGUGUUAAUUCUUCCAUGUGUCUUGCAGCCAUUGGGAUUAUUUCCAGAAACAGUCGCAAGAGGGAAUUAACAUCCCUUUUGAACUUUCUGAGUUCCAUGGAUUUAUUUUUACGUGCAUACCUUUGACAGUUUAAUUAAAUGAGUUUAGUACACAUUAAUCGUUAACGUAUGUGAACUUGUGUAAUAGAGAAUGAUGUAGUAAGUUUAAUUUUUAACUGUAGUUUUUAAUUUAAUCUGAAGAAGUAAGUCUUCAUAAUUUCUUAUUGAAUUUGUUACUAAAUGAAACAUAAUGUGUUUGUAUAUCUUAAGUACUGACUUAAGAUCCUGAAAAUAAGGUUAUUUACCAAAGUUAAGAUAUGACUACUUAGUGCAUUGUACAAAACUAGUAAUGAGUUUUGAUGUAAUCAUUUGUUCCGUCCAACCGAAUCUAUAACUUAGCAUUAUUAUUAAAAUAUAUAUGCUUAUUUUUAGAACUUUUAUUGAAGCCAGAUUAUUUAUUGUUUUUUAUUUUGUAUUAAAGCACUUAUCACAUUAAAAA
Molecule: messenger RNA, 5123 nt
Organism: Homalodisca vitripennis (glassy-winged sharpshooter)
Lineage: Eukaryota; Metazoa; Arthropoda; Insecta; Hemiptera; Cicadellidae
Gene: vari
Product: protein PALS2
Exons: 12
Coding region: 82-1914 (610 amino acids)
Cellular component (GO): cell-cell junction; plasma membrane
Molecular function (GO): protein binding
Source: RefSeq, a predicted model, not a curated record